AUGAAAACACUCGGCCUCCUAGGCGGCACCUCCUACCCCUCCACAAUCCUCUACUACACCACUAUAAACAAUCACACCCACUCCAAACUCGGCGGCUCCCACUCCGCCCCCCUCCUCCUCCACAGCUUCGACUUCUCCACCCUCCUGGCUCGAGUCUCCGCAUCCAACGGAGACUGGGCUUCCGCUUCCUCGCUCCUGAUCCCCGCCGCUCAAAACCUCGUCUCCAUCGGCGCCUCUGCCAUCGUCGUCUGCGAAAACGUCAUCCACGCCGCCGCACCCCCCGUGCAGGAAGCGUUGCCCGCUCACAUCCCCAUCCUACACGUCGUCGACGCCGUCGGCGCAAAGCUGCGCGACGCAGGGGUCAAGAAAGUCGGCCUCCUCGCGACUAAGGGCGUGAUGGAGGGGGAUUACUACGUCCCACCGCUCCGCACACGCUACGGGCUCGACGUCGUGACGCCCAGCCCGGGCGAGACGGCGUGGGUGGACCACGUGAUCUUCGAAGAGCUGGGGAAGGGUGUCGUGGCGCAGCGGUCGCGGGAGAAGGUGUUAGGGAUUAUAGAGGGGUUGCGGGAGCAGGGCGCUGAGGCGGUUGUGCUGGCGUGCACGGAUCUAGCGCCUCUGCUAGAGGGGGAGGUGGAGAAGGGGCGGGUGAGGGGGGUGCGGGUGUACGAUUCGACGGUUGUGCAUGCGGAGUUUGUGGCGGAGUGGGCGAUGGCGGGUGGAGAGGGGAAGCGGGGGGUAAUUGGGUGA
Messenger RNA from Mytilinidion resinicola, 750 nucleotides. RefSeq names its product aspartate racemase. The transcript has a single exon. The record is from RefSeq and is a predicted model, not a curated record. NCBI's taxonomy places the organism in Eukaryota, Fungi, Ascomycota, Dothideomycetes, Mytilinidiales, Mytilinidiaceae. Bases 1 to 750 code for a protein of 249 amino acids. Gene Ontology annotation, molecular function: amino-acid racemase activity.